UCACUCAUUCAGCUGAGCACAAAGCCCACAAAAACACACACACAAGAAUAAACAAAAAUACACACAUAGAAACACACAGUAGGAGAUCGGAGACAAGAUGACGGAGGCGGUGGUGAGGGGCAAACCCGGAAUGGCAAGCGUGAAGGAUAUGCCGCUUGUCCAGGACGGCCCACCACCGGGUGGGUUUGCCCCGGUUAGAUACGCUCGACGGAUCCCCAAUUCAGGGCCCAGCGCCAUGGCCAUUUUCCUAGCCGCUUUUGGUGUUUAUUCCUAUGGCAUGUACCAAGUCGGUAAAGGCAACAAGAUCCGUCGGGCACUGAAGGAAGAAAAGUAUGCUGCACGCAGUGCUAUCUUACCUCUGCUGCAAGCUGAAGAAGAUGAAAGAUUUGUCGAAGAAUGGAAGAAAUAUCUUGAGGAAGAGGCUAGAAUAAUGAAGGAUGUUCCUGGAUGGAAAGUAGGUGAGAAUGUCUACAACUCAGGGAGAUGGAUGCCUCCAGCUACUGGCGAGCUCCGGCCUGAUGUCUGGUGAGAUUGCGGCCUACCAAGGCAUUUAACAGCUAGAGCAGUGUUCCAUUUCAUGGGAACUUUACAUUCCAGUUGCCUGCCUUGUCAAAAAUAAAGAUGCAUCUGGGAAUCGUUGUUUACAUGUAUUCACAUUCACGAGACAGUUCUGUUGUCAAAAUGUUUUGAUACUCUUUCCAUACACUUGAAUGAAUGCGUUGUGCACAAUCAUGGCCCGUUUUUGUUUU
Molecule: messenger RNA, 749 nt
Organism: Coffea eugenioides
Lineage: Eukaryota; Viridiplantae; Streptophyta; Magnoliopsida; Gentianales; Rubiaceae
Product: NADH dehydrogenase [ubiquinone] 1 alpha subcomplex subunit 13-B
Exons: 3
Coding region: 98-529 (143 amino acids)
Source: RefSeq, a predicted model, not a curated record